Racocetra persica is the source of this 342-nucleotide messenger RNA. NCBI's taxonomy places the organism in Eukaryota, Fungi, Glomeromycota, Glomeromycetes, Diversisporales, Gigasporaceae. The record is from the annotation of a GenBank genome assembly.
AAUCGAAUUCUUCGUGGAAGAUGUUCGGAUGAAGAACGUGAUGCUUAUCAAGACAUUUAUAAUGCUUUAGACAAAUUAGCUCUAAAAUAUGAUGAUGACGAUUAUGAUUCGUUAAGUAUGGAAGUCAUAGAUAUUACCUCCAAGUGGGCAAGUGAAUUCAAAAAUACCAUGAUUAAUUUUGCUAAAGGAGUGUUUUCAAAGAAAUUGGAAUUGGAAGAAGAUGUGGUAGAAGAAUGUAAGAGUGUUAUUCAAGAAUCUCAAAACAAUACCAUUCUUAAAUGGAUUAUCUCUGAAAGUUCCGUACCCUCCUUGGGUCAAUGGGUAGAAAAUUUAGAGUCGUGA